Molecule: messenger RNA, 3864 nt
Organism: Saccharomyces mikatae IFO 1815
Lineage: Eukaryota; Fungi; Ascomycota; Saccharomycetes; Saccharomycetales; Saccharomycetaceae
Gene: TRS120
Product: TRAPPII-specific subunit TRS120
Exons: 1
Coding region: 1-3864 (1287 amino acids)
Cellular component (GO): trans-Golgi network
Source: RefSeq, a predicted model, not a curated record
AUGAAUAUUCUUACGCAUUUCGCAAGUUAUGUUGGCCCGUCUAAAAUUAGGACUCUAGUAAUACCAAUUGGUCAUUGGACGCGAGAAGAGUUUAACGAUGUGGUGGGAAAACUUUCCGAAUUCAAUGAAAUCCACCUAUCUGAUGUUACUCCUAUCGACAGUCCUAUCUUCACACCACAAGGGUUCCCUCAUGGAAAGUUGUUUUUUGAAUUUUUGACUAUUGAUCAUGACGAUGCAUUGGAAUUGUUUCUUUACGAUUUCGAGCCGUUUCGGAAAACUUUUGUCAUUAUUGGGCUGGUGAACGAUUGUAGUGAUCCUUUGAAUAAUUUGAGCCUCAUGAAGGAGAAGUACCCAACUUUGAUUUCAUCGAAUUUGGUGUAUACGUCGUCUUCGCUUACUAAAGAGGUUGAACAAAUUAUCAAUACUACGGAAAAUAUAUUCGCAUCUUCACGAGAUAUGCAGAAAAAUAUAGAAACGAUCAUGUGUGACAUAGCAAAGAACUUUUUAACUGCGUUGAACAACUACUACUCUUCAUAUAAGCAUGUUACUCUGAGAUCUCCAGGUGCAAUUGGGGGAAACUCCGUACUAAAGACAACACUGAUCAGGCAAAAGAGUUACAUAUCUUCAUCAUCUACUACAUCCAUGUCGACAGCAUCCUCCGUCUCAAGUUCAUCUAAAGCAGGGACUGCUGCUAGUGCUUCAAAGAGGUUGUCUUCUUUUGAAAUGACCACCAACAGUAUAAAAAGAUCUGCCUCUUUGAAGCUAGCUACUACACUUUCAACAUCUGAGAACAGGGCCCAACAAAAGUCACUGGGCAGGCAAUUGAAAAUUUUGGGGAAUUUCCAAUUAUUGGCCGGAAGAUAUGUCGAUGCGUUGAACAGUUUUGUUGAUGCGAUUACAAUACUGUACAAAGUGCGUGAUUAUCUAUGGUUAGGUUCUGCUCUUGACGGUGUUUCUAUCUGUUUUUUGCUUUUAUCUUACCUCGGUUUGUCAUACCAAAUUCCACAGAUCGUGAGUCUUAUUUGCCCUGUGGAAAAGGUCAAUUUAGAAACCGGUUCAACCGGUGUUUCGCCUGUAGAUACCAAAAGUAAAGCUGCAGUAAGUUCAACCACAUCAGUUACACCAAGAAACAGCAUAUCUAUAGCUGCUAUGCAGUCUCCUAGAAAUUCGAUUAUGUCUUUGUCCGCACCAGCACUAAAUAUUGACGUUGAAAGUAUCAAUCUCCCGUUGUUGAUAAAGUGCAUAUCUGAUAAAGUCUUAUAUUACUAUGAUUUAAGCCUAAUGCACAAUAGUGAAUAUGCUCCGCAGGUCGUUUAUUGUGAAUUCUUGCUAAAGACUUUAACUUUUAUGACCUCGUGCUAUAAAAGUUCAGAGUUUUCAAAAGAUGUUUUAGAUAACAUUGUGAAUAAUCAGCACGAACCCUUGUCAAAUAUUCCUAAUAAUCCUAUAUUUCCGAGGUUUGAGAUUUAUUUCUACACCAAUAAACUAUUUGAAUUACAAUUGAAGGAAAUGCAAAUUGAAGCUCAAAUAAAAAUCUACUCUACGCUGGCAGAAGUUUAUCGCGUUUUAGGAUAUAAAAGAAAGCAACUGUUUGUGUUAAGAUUACUGAUGGUUGCCCUUUUGGCGACCCCAAAUAAGAUAGCAUGGCAUCCAGACUAUAGGUUACUACUUGAUACAAUUAUAGAGCUAUUCGAUAUUAACAAAAAAGAUGAUAAAAUCAACGUGAAUGGAGCAGCUCAAUUUACUUGGUUGAACAUACAGAAAAAGAUUUUACAACUAUGCAUUAAAGUUUCAAGAAAAAUUGGUGACUUUGAAUACCUCGCUAAUUUUAGCUCGAUGCUAAUUACAAAAUAUACGCAUCUAUUAAGCCAGCGAGAGCAAGAAAUUUUGUUUAGAGAAUACAUCCAGCCAUCAAUUGCCAAUGGGUCUAUUACUCGUUAUUGGGAUCCUUUUCUCUUAAGAGAAGUUGUUAUAAAUAGGAUAUUGGAUAACGAUCCUACUUUGAAUCAAAUUCCUUUAGAAACAGAUAUAAACAGUUUAGAGAAUCCGAAAAAUAAACAUAAGUCACAGGAAAUCAACCCACAGGAAGUUUUCAAUCCUUUCAAACGAGUUCAACCAACCUCUAUAAUUCCAGAUAGUAGUGCUAAGUUUCCUAACUUGGUAUUUUUAGUUGGAGAUAGGGCAGAAUUCACUUGCAGAGUACAGAAUCCUUUUAAACUUGACUUUACAAUCAACGAUAUUCAACUUGACAAAGAUAUAACUGAAUUUUGUGAAAUUGACCAAAAAGCUAUAAUGUAUUCAGCACCGUAUAAUGUUAAAGCAGAAUCAAUGAGAUCCAUUACACUGCCUUUAAUUAUAAAAAAACCGACCUAUAAAAAAUUCUACGAAAUUUCGUCCUUAAAAAUCUCUGUCUUACAACUUCCGCUUCAACAAUUCGAUAUUAUAAAAGAUUCCAGAAAUUUUAAUCCUACCGAAGUAGAACGUGAAAGCAUUAAAGUUAUGUGUGAUAAACUAAGAAUCAAAAUCCUGCCAGAACAACCACAAUUAGAAUUAUUAUGUACUUCCAAAAUGACAAGAAACUCAUGGAUGAUGCUAGAUGGAACCAAAACUGAUUUCCAUGUAACGGUGAGAAACAAAUCACUAAGUUGUGCAAUAAAUCAUAUAAAAAUCAUUCCAAUAAAUAGUAUUGAACAAAUGCUGAAACCUGAUUAUUGGAAAAAAAUGCUACCUGAUGAUUUGUAUAUCAUGGAAAAACAGCUAGAUUGGUUGUCCAAGUCUUGUGUACGUAUUAUAAAAACACCAACGAUAAUUAAGCCAAAUGAAACUAUCACAUUUGACUUGGAAUUAGAUAAUACUGCUGUUCCAUUUAAUUUUACGGGGUUCGAUUUAUUGAUCGAAUAUGGUAUGAGUGCUGCUGAUGAAUCCUGCGUUUAUUUAAAAAAGUUAUCAAUACCCUAUGAAGUAACGUUGAGGAGAACCAUUGAAGUACCAAGUAUGGACAUUAUUCCACUAAAUGAACUUUUCAGCUCACAGGUUGAAAACGUUGAUUGGAUCGAGUAUGUAAUGACCCAAAAACGUGCGAACGUCAAUCUUCAUCCAAGAGAUUUUAUAUUAUUAUUAUUGGACUUUAGGAAUUCUUGGAUUGAUGGGAUUAAGUUAAAUGUUCAAUUUGAAGACUUUACCAGUAAUGAGUAUCAUGUGGAAGCAAGUCAUACCUCCAGAGUUAUUGUUCCUAUAAGAAAAAUUAACUAUAAAGAAAAUAAUUUUGAGAACAUACCUAUACCAAGAUUUAAUCCGGACAGGCAAUUUAUUCAAAGUGGUUUGAACGAAGAACAAACCAUCGAAAUGAGACAAAAAUUUUGGUGCCGCGAAUAUAUUAUCUCCAGGCUUAAAUGUAAUUGGAAAUUGACCACAGAUCAAUCUGUAAGAGGUUCAGUAGAUUUCAACAAGUUCAUAGAGAAGUUCGAUCAUAAAAUGGUGCACACGAUAUACCCUGGGAGAUUAUUUUUUGAAGUACAACUAUUCCUCGAUGAGCCAAAAGUCAAAGUGGGAAAAAGGAUUAACUUGAAAAUAUUGGCGGAGCCAACCAGUAUUUGCAGAAAAAAACAAAAUUCAAUUAUAAAUUUCUUAGACAUUAUAAUUCUCGAUAGAAAGACAUCAAAGUUAUUACCAAGAUCGAAUAGAAGAAUUUUGUAUAAUGGUUCAUUAACCAUGCCAAUUAGUACAGUCAAAGCCUCAGAAGUUAACUUGGAGAUUAUUCCAAUUGAAAAAGGCCAGUACGAGUUCAGUGUUUGCAUUUCUAAAUCAAACAAGGAUGGAAUCAUCCAAUUCGACUCCGAAAGUGUCAUACUGUCAGUUACUUAG